This is a messenger RNA of Harpegnathos saltator (Jerdon's jumping ant), 2351 nucleotides long. RefSeq names its product adiponectin receptor (gene AdipoR). Gene Ontology annotation, biological process: adiponectin-activated signaling pathway. Gene Ontology annotation, molecular function: signaling receptor activity. Gene Ontology annotation, cellular component: plasma membrane. Bases 826 to 2040 code for a protein of 404 amino acids. The transcript has 7 exons. The record is from RefSeq and is a predicted model, not a curated record. NCBI's taxonomy places the organism in Eukaryota, Metazoa, Arthropoda, Insecta, Hymenoptera, Formicidae.
UGUGUCAUUGCGCUAUAUCCACGAACAAAGUUUGGUAGCGUUUGCGUUCUUUUUCUUCUUCUAUUUUUUGACCUGAGGAGAGUGUCCUAUUGUAGCCAGUUUGUAUUAGUGUUUGCAUUGAUAACGUCAAUAACGUUCCUCAAAACGCACUCUUUAUAUCUAGGAUCAUGACAAUUUUUGUGUGGCGGCCUUAAAGCAUUUGCAAAUGGUUGCUAUGUGACAAUUGAACUAACUCUCUAUAAUAUUAUGUAUUUAUGCUUAACGUGUUUAUACGUGUGUAUAUUGGCCAUUGUAUAACUGUACUUAUAUAUCAACGUGUAAACGUUUACACAACGAAGUAAAAACGUGAUUUUUUAAGCCACUCAUAGUUUUGCAGUUUAAAAAUUUCAAAGGUAUGUUUACAUAAAUGUGAAGGAAUCGCAAGAAUCUUCGUGUGGCUGGUAAGCAUUGGAAAUUGCAUUCGUGUUCAUCCUUGUGGCAAUAUAAUAUCUUACCAAUUAUAUACAAUUAUAUUUUAUUUUACGUCUAUAGCACGUCUUUACAACAUAUCGGUUUUUACAAUUACAUCUACUAUAAAGAAGCUGGUUUGCUUACAUAGUUUAGAACAUGAUUGUUAAAUACAAAAUAACCUUGUUCUAAGAAGGUUAAACGGUCAAUUGAUACGACGUAUAAUAUCCGGGAUAUAAAUUUAUCGUGUCUUACAUAAUAAGUCGCAAUCGUUAUACGGAUAAACUAUCAGCUUUUUAACAUGUGGGUAUAUUGCUAUUAAGCCAAAUGGAGGAGACUUAACCGGAGAAUUGCAAUCAAUUGAGUUUAUUCUGAAUCAUGUCGUACUAUGAAGAUGUUAUUCUGGAAGCUAAAGAAAAAGAAGAAAAUUUGUCAGGAGAUUUAGGUGUAAGACAUCGUAUUCCAUGGAGUGAUCGUGUAUUAUUAAAUAGUGAAAUACCUGGUUUACAUGAAGUUAAAGAAUUAUUGGACGAUGAUGAUGCUAGUUGUUUGGCAGAAGAAGAAGAUGGAGCUGGGUGUCCUUUGCCCUCAACUCCGGAAGAUGAUCAUCUCCUGGAUUGUGAGAUGACUGAAGUAUUGAAAGCAGGUGUAUUGAGCGAUGAAAUAGAUUUAGGAGCAUUAGCGCAUAAUGCAGCAGAACAGGCUGAAGAAUUUGUUCGAAAGGUAUGGGAGGCAUCCUGGAAACAAUGUCACUUUAGAAAUCUGCCAAGAUGGUUGCAAGAUAACGACUUCUUACACGCCGGCCACAGGCCACCGCUACCUUCGUUUUAUGCGUGCUUUAAAAGUAUUUUUCGAAUUCAUACUGAAACUGGCAAUAUCUGGACACAUUUGUUAGGCUGCGUUGCCUUUAUUGGUAUAGCUAUAUUUUUUCUAACACAACCUCCUAUAGAAAUUCAAUUGGAAGAAAAAUUGGUAUUUGGUACCUUCUUUGCUGGUGCUAUAAUUUGCCUAGGAAUGUCGUUUGCCUUUCACACAGUUCAUUGCCACAGCGAAUGUGUUGGAAAGCUAUUUUCAAAGUUAGAUUAUUGUGGCAUAGCUAUGCUUAUUAUGGGUAGUUUUGUACCAUGGCUUUAUUACGGAUUUUAUUGCGACUAUCAACCUAAACUAAUUUAUCUGUCUGUGGUGGUUGUCCUUGGUAUAACCAGUAUCGUAGUAUCAUUGUGGGAGCGAUUUGGUGAACCAAAUUAUCGUCCACUCAGAGCAGGAGUUUUUAUGGGAUUUGGUCUUAGUGGGGUAAUACCAGCAGUACAUUAUGCUGUUGCUGAAGGUUGGUUUAAGGCGAUUAGUCAAGCAUCCCUUGGAUGGUUAAUACUAAUGGGAUGUUUGUACAUAUUAGGUGCAUUGUUUUAUGCUUUAAGGGUACCUGAACGUUUCUUUCCAGGAAAAUUUGAUAUUUGGUUUCAGAGUCACCAAAUCUUCCAUGUAUUAGUGAUUGCUGCUGCUUUUGUUCAUUAUCAUGGUAUUACGGAAAUGGCAAUGCAUAGAAUGACAAUAGGCGACUGCACAAAUCCGUCGCAAGUGUUAGCUUUUUAAAUCUGCAGGUGUAUAUCCUCAUCUUGUUGAUAACUUUCAUCUCAUUACAUAACCGAUACAGGAAAAGACUUCAAGGAUUCCUAAAUCUUACGCCUUAGUGAAUCUGUGCUGUUGUAAGUAUGAUAUAUGUUGUGUGAAAUAGAAUGCGCGCGAAGGUAAUUAGAAGAUGACCACAAUUGGUUUUAUUGGUACAAAACUAAGAAGAAAGUGAUUUUAUAUGAAAUAAUAAAUGUUGAAAAUAUAGAAUUAAAUUUUUUAUCGAUCGUCAUUGUUAAAGAAUUAAUUUUAGAUACUGAAAAAUUAAUAUUUUU